Messenger RNA from Crotalus tigris (Tiger rattlesnake), 3479 nucleotides. RefSeq names its product adaptor related protein complex 5 subunit mu 1 (gene AP5M1). Gene Ontology annotation, cellular component: cytosol; late endosome; lysosome. The record is from RefSeq and is a predicted model, not a curated record. Lineage: Eukaryota; Metazoa; Chordata; Lepidosauria; Squamata; Viperidae. The transcript has 8 exons. Gene Ontology annotation, biological process: endosomal transport. The coding region runs from base 1264 to 2727 and encodes 487 amino acids.
UUGUCUCUUCCCGCAGGGAGGUUGCUCUAGCUGCCGCGUUCGCCGCUCCCGCGGCUGCGGCGGCGGCGGCAACUUCCAACUCCUCCUCCUUCGGAAACCAACCAUAGGCCCCCCAAGCGGCCACCGGUGCUGCUCGGCUCGCAGCCGCGGUGAGGCCUGGAAGGUGGCUCCGCCCAGGCGCCUCAGUCAGCUGCUGUCGCCGCCACCGCUGUCGUUUCUUCGGCCCUCCGAUGUAACCACUCUCUGCUCGUUUCGGGGAGAAUGGAGAGACCCGGCGAAGAGGUUGGGGCUGAAGGCCUCCCCAGAUCGUCACCCAGAGGAGGGAUGUGUGGCGGAAGCGUUUCUGGUUGAGGGGGGACCGAGUUACAGCGGGAGGAGGCCACGUACUCUGUAAAAGGGGGCUCUGCUUGGUGCAGUUGAGGCCUGUUGGCUCAGGGGGUUUAAACAAGGAAGCGAUUGAUAACUAUGACCUGGAUGACUGAGAAUCUCCAUAGACACGAAGGGAAGGCAUUUUCGAAGCUCCAAUUUAGCAGGGAUGCCUUAAGGAUUUGGGGGCAGAGUGCGCCUCCUCGGUUUAGGAGACUGUCUUCUAGAAGAAGGGGGGGAGGCAUUGACUAGGGAAAGGGCUUUUUAUGCUGCAAGAGAUCUGCCUUUCCCGCUUGGAGAGAAGCCAAGAGAAUAAUACACUACUGUACAUGGAAGUGAAGCUGGGCUUCUCCCAAAGGCAACUAGACUUUCUGAGGUUGUUUUGUUUUGUUUUUCUUUGAAGCAGCUAGGCUUCUUCCGAUUUUGCAGCUCUGCCUGCUAUAAGGGUCAGUGUGAGUGGUGAUCUUUUUCCUAGAGCUGGGGUUUUCAAAUUGGGAAGCCCUGUACAAGGAAUUGCUGACCUACAAAACUGGGGUGUUUGUUGGGGGUGUAACUCCAGGCAUAGAAUGGGCUAGGUCUAAUUUGGCUGAGGGGGCCUUGUUUCCUUUUGAAAGCCUGUUGUCCAGUACACUAAGAUUCCCUAAUCUGUUUCCCCUAGAUUUUUGUGUGGAAUGUAAUUAACGAGAGAUGUGUGUCCCAAUAAGCACCCUGAUGGUGUGAUUGUGGAAAGGGAGCUUGGUGGAGAAUAAGAGACUCCAGUCCUCCCAUGCAGAAGCAAGUUGCAGCAUUGGAAAUGAGAAGGAAGAAAAUAUGAACCAUAUCAAACAAUGCCCAGAACUGGAACUUUCUUGGCAGUAAAGCAGACAAGGUGAUCUUCCAGUCUGAUAAUUAUCAGUGAUGGCUCUGAGAGGACUAUGGCUCAUCAGUCAUGAGCAAGAAAUACAAAGCAUUGUGCUGUUUUCCAGACGUUACCCCACAGUUGAAAAGCGAGCACAGUUUUUCAAUGGGCCAAGUUAUGUGCCAAUACCAGAAGACGGUCCUUUCCUUAAAGCAUUACUUUUUGAAUUGAGGCUGACAGAUGAAGGUCAACACUUUGUAGAAUGUAGAGACGGCUGUUCCAGAAUCAACAAGACCUCAGUCUAUACACUGCAGGUUGAAAGGAAGGAUCUCUGGCCUGUAGUGGCUUUCCGAAAGAAUGGAUUGAUUUACGUUGGCCUUCCUUUAGUUGAGCAGUCCCUUAUACCACAACCACCUCUCUUCAGUAUCAGUGGAAUCUCUCAGGCUUUUGACUUCUUGUUGGGGCUCCUGGCUUUUAUGAACUCUAAUCAGAAGAGUGAAGCAGACAGGAGUACCAAAGUUGCCCAGCUGCCAAGUUUGGUUAUGCAGGCCUGUCCUCUGGGGACUCCACUAGAUACAAAUUUAAAUGGUUCAUUGGAAAAUAGUCACGUUGCUGUAAGUAGUCACACUCAGAAACCACCAGCUUGGAGAAGCAACACGUACAAGGGAAAGCCUCAAGUUAAUAUCUGUAUCAUUGAAAAAGUCAAAUCUGUCCAGUAUGACCAAAGGGAUGUGGCAGACAUGUGGCAAGUUUAUGGAACUAUAACAUGCAAGUGUGAUAUAGAAGGCACUGCUCCCAACGUGACUGUUGGUCUGAACCUCCCUGCCAAUGGUUCUCCUCUCCAAGAUAUUUUGGUCCAUCCCUGUGUAACAUCCCUUGAUUCUGCUAUUCUGACCUCCAGUAGUGUUGAUGCAAUGGAUGACUCAGCUUUCAGUGGACCUUACAAAUUCCCUCUUAUACCACCUUCAGAUCUGUUUAAUUUGUGCUUUUACACUUCCCAGGUACCUGUUCCACCUAUUUUGGGAUUUUAUCAGUUGAAAGAAGAAGAAUCACAAUGGAAGUUCACAAUUCACUUGAAACUUCACGAAAGUAUGAAAAAUACUUUUGAAUACUGCAAAGCUUAUAUUCCCUUUUUUAACCGAGGUCCUAUUACACACUUGGAAUACAAAAUCAGCUAUGGCCAACUGGAGGUAUCAAAAGAGAAAAGCUUGUUCAUUUGGUUCAUAGGGCAAAAAUUUCCAAAAUCACUGGAAAUUUCUCUUACUGGGACUGUUGCUUUUGGUCCAACAAAUCAGGAUCAGCCAGUGGAUGCUGUUUGUACUGGAAAUACUGCGUAUGUCAAACUUUAUUUUAAAAUCUUGGAUUUCACACUUACUGGAUGUUACACAGACCAACAUUCCAUCCAGGUCUUUUCAUCAGGCAAAGCAAAGAUCAAUACAGCUCGUGAGGUACUUUCAUCAGAUUACUACAUCUGGAAUUCCAAAGCCCCAGCACCUGUUGUAUAUAGAACUUUACUUUUCUAAAUUUUCUAUUCAGUUUUGUAUUAGGAAAAAUAUAUUGCCAAAGUAUUUUACAUCCAUUCCGAAGCUUCUGUUCGAGGUGAAACAAGAUAUUAAAUGAUCAUUUUUCUAUUAUUUAAAAUGACUAAAGUUUCUCUGUGAGUAUGCUAUUAGAGAUAUUGCAUGAUAUAUAACUCUUAGACAAUCAAACUUACCUGGUGCCAAAUACAUUACUUGGAAAUUAAAAUCUUUCUUGUGUGUAUUGUUGAUUUUACUGUCACAUUUCUCAACCUUAACUAAGUCAUUGAGCAUCAUUUCUAUACAUUGCUGGCCUUCAAAAAAUGUUUUGAAGAAACAGAAAUUUAAAAGUACCUCUGGCUAUAUACAUACUGAAAAGUAUUUUGUUGAACAACCACAGUCUCUUUCUACCAGAUUAGAUGCACUCCAGAUGCAUUGGAUAUAUGAGUUUAAACUGUAGAAAAUAUUCUUGAAUUUGUAAGUUUAAUCUUGUUAUACAUAAGUUGCCAGCUUUCUUUGCUACUUUUAUUCCUGAGAGGGGCAGCAAUUUAUACUGAUAGCUACUUCACUCCUGUCCUUAUACUGACAUAAAAAUCAUUGGUAUUCUAGUUUCACAGACAAUUUUUAAAAGUAUAGUUUCCAGUAAGAAGUAGCUGAAUUUAUUCAUGUCAUUUGUAUUCCAUAUAAAUAAGAGCUAUCAAGACAAUUUACAACAUAAAAUCAUAUAUACAAAUAAAAACUUUUUAAAAGCAAAAUAA